Molecule: messenger RNA, 723 nt
Organism: Fusarium redolens
Lineage: Eukaryota; Fungi; Ascomycota; Sordariomycetes; Hypocreales; Nectriaceae
Product: HAD-like domain-containing protein
Exons: 2
Coding region: 1-723 (240 amino acids)
Source: RefSeq, a predicted model, not a curated record
AUGACUGCCCCCAACAAAAACGUUGUCUUCGACGUCGUCGGCACACUCGUCAGCUAUGAGCAUCUCUAUGAAUCCAUUAAAAACCGCCUGGGCGAUAAGCUCAUCCCCCGGGGCAUCCAGCCCACGCUUCUCGGUAUCUGCUGGCUAGAGAUGGCAGAGCGCGAAUACACAUACCUCUCGCUUCACGGCCAAUACGUGCAAUUCCUCAAGCUCUUUGAGGCUCUGUUCUACCGCUGCCUUCACUACUCUGGCAUUGAAAAUCCCCGCUCUUUUGCAAGCGCAGAGGAUGUUGCUUACAUCAUGAACGAGUUCAAGGAAUUGAAGCUCAGGGACGGUGCUGCAGAGUGUAUCCAGAAGCUUCGCGAUGCGGGCUUUACUGUCUGGUGCUUCACGACUGGGGAUAUCUCCCGCGUGGGGGGAUAUUUCUCAAAGGCUGGCGUGGAUCUGCCGGCUGAGAAUUUAUUAUCUUGUGAUACGGAUGGAGUGGCGAAGCCAUGCCCUGAGGCAUAUAAGCCUAUUCUGAACAAGCUAGCUACUCCUGGUUCCAAGCCUUGGUUCGCGGCUGCGCAUCUUUGGGAUGCGUCUGGAGCACAGUCUGUUGGGUUUAAGACUGCUUAUAGUACUGUAUUGGAGGGCGAAUACCUUUCUGAGAUCUAUGGAGAGUUGGAUGUGGUCGCUGAAACGCUGCCUGCCAUGGCAGACAAGAUUAUCGUGGCCAAAUAG